Plasmodium vivax (malaria parasite P. vivax) is the source of this 3737-nucleotide messenger RNA. Its product is annotated as replication factor a protein, putative. Gene Ontology annotation, molecular function: nucleic acid binding. The record is from RefSeq and is a predicted model, not a curated record. Lineage: Eukaryota; Apicomplexa; Aconoidasida; Haemosporida; Plasmodiidae. Bases 312 to 3737 code for a protein of 1141 amino acids. The transcript has a single exon.
UUCCCCCCCACACUUGACCCCUCCCAAGUGAGCAUUUCUUCAGUUCGUUGUGUACAUCCCCGUUAGUCACGCGAUAGUUGUGUAUGCCGUGUAUGCUUCGUAUUCUACCUAUGCUGCGUAUUCUGCGUAUUAUGCGUGUGCCGAGCGCGCACCCGGGCUGGGAAGUGUAGACCUCGAGUCCACCCCGGCGGCGCCUUAGUCUUCACGUCUGAACAAAUUGUACAGUCGACACACCAUCAGAGGUUCGAGCAGCCAGCAUUCUCACCCCAUCCAUCCCGCCUCUUCAUAAACGCACAGCAGUGUAAGUCAAAAUGAAUAGGAACGAAGAAAUCCUGUCCAAGGCAACGCCGGACUUUAUAUUCAAAUUUUUUACAGAGCCCAGCUCAGAGGAAAGCAUAGGCUGGUUAAACUCUCAAGUAACGUUAAUAUGUUUCAGCCAAAUGAAUGCUGGGGCCAAUCAAAUUUUUUUAAAAGUGAUAGAUGGAACGAUCCCCCCGCAAUACUACGCCAUUGUGCAUGUGGGGACAGAGGAAGCAAGCAUGAGCAGUGCGCCCAUCUCCUAUGUAAAAAAAUUAAUAGCCAUAGAAAAUUUCUCUAUCACAAAUUACUAUGGGAAGCUUUUCAUAUUAACAAAAAAACUUAGAGUGCUUAUGAGUGUAGAAUACUUUGACAUUGAGGACCUCUUUCGGAGGUACCAGCUGCAGAGUAUCUCCUACCUUCUGCUGAAUGCGAAAGGGGAAAGCGCCUCUAAGGAUGGGGGCUCCAGACCCGCCAGCGAAUACAGCGCCGAAGGGAAAGCCAGGACCAGCAACGUUAUUUCGCGCUAUUCGAGUGAACACGGAAAUGAGGGCAAAGCGAGGGAAGGCAAUUAUUACCCCCGCGGGGGGAGCGCAGGGGCGGGAGCAGGAUCAGGAGCAGAAUACAGUAGUAGUGCUAUUCCUCCGGCUGGCUAUUCCAAAUUGAGUGAGCGCCCGGAAGGGGACCCCAGGGCUGACCACUACGACAGGUGCCAGCGUGCGUCAGGCGAAAAUUUGACCAAGGAGUUAGUGGGCAAGAAUGGCAGUGCUGCAUAUGGGGAGAGGCCUCCUUAUGGGGAGCGACCCCCUCAUGGGGAGCGGCCGCCGUAUAGGGAGGCCCCGCAAAAUUACCACCACGGCAGAGUGGCAGAAGAUAAGGGGAGGGGGAAGCAAUUCCCCGACAGGUCCAGUGACCCCCCCAGCGCGGCCAAGUUCGCGCAGGGCGAGAGUUUCUCCUGCCGCGACUACCCCCCGUACGGUGCAAGCGAAUUGGAGAGGAACCCGCACGAGGCCGCAUCUCUCUCGCACCCAAAGAACCCCGCGUCGCAGAGGGCGAGCCAGCCCUACAGCAAGCGGAACAACACCACGGCGUAUGAUCCGAACGGGGCGAGCACAGCGAUUAGUGCAAGCAGUGUAAGCAGUGUAAGCGGCGCUUAUGGAAAGGACCACUACAGCAGCGGUAAGAGCAGGACGCACCACAUUGCAGGAGAACCGACCGACGGUAGAAGCGGAAGCAUCGGCAGAAGCGGCAACGGUUACGAGCCCGGAGUGGGCCCCCCCAUGGGCUCAAGCGUGUACAGAGAAGAACCCCCUCUGGGGGAAAGCAUCAGUAGAAGCCACCCCAAGGCGCGCACGAGCAACUCGAACGCCUACAUGUACGAGGGGGAAAUGGAGGAGGGACCACCCGGGUUGGGAGCAGCCACCGCCGGGGAGUACAAGGGCCGGUAUGGCCCCUCUGCGAAUCACCCAGAGAGGGGCUCCCCAGAAGAGAGGAGCUAUUACCAAAGCGGCAGGGGGAGCAGCAGCAUGAGUAAAAACGCAAGUGGGGCGCGUGACUACUACGGCUACCCCCCACGUGAUGCAGAAGAGGGUGACCACUGCAGGGGGGUGGACGAUGAGGCGUACCACGGAAGGGUAGGGGCGCCAUACGGGAAUGGCAUUGUGGGGGGAAGGAACGGUAGGAAUUACAACGGAGAGGUGGCGAAGCUUAGUAGAAGCGAAGAGGCGAUACAUGAUAGGUAUGCCCCCCCUGAGGAGAUGACCCCUGCUGAAGGCUACAAUCACAGGGGGGGGAGAAAUUACGGCCCACCCGGCGCACGAAGCGGAGGCAAUGAGCGUAACGGCAGUGGGGACCGGGGCGGGGCGCAAUCGAGCAAGAAGGCGAGAAGCGAAAGCAUGGGGAGUCUGCAGGAGACGAAGGAGACGCUAAACGAUAUGGAGGAGUAUCCCCCCGAUAGGAGGAACGACACGAAGAGUAUAUUAAAAGAAAACACCUCCAGCAGGAACAGCAGGAAGUGCGCACCCUACCAGCAAAGCAGCAGCGCAGUUAUAAAAAUGAACGACGGGAUAUUGAUGCAAAUUAAUAAGCUUUCCCAAUAUUCUUCCAAAUGGAUCAUCAAGGCGAGGGUUCAGUCCAAGGACAACGUCAGGAGGUUCUACUCAGGUAACAAAGAAGGGAAGGUAUUCAACAUAGAACUGUGUGAUGAGGAUGGGGAGAUAAAAGCAAACUUCUUCGGAAAGGCCGUCGACAGAUGGUAUGACUACCUCCAAGUGGGUAGGAUCUAUAAAAUAAGCAAAGGAAAUAUAAAAGCAGCUAAUAAAAAAUUUAAUACCCUAAAACAUGACUGUGAGAUUACCCUAGAUGAAAAUUCAAUCAUAGAAUUGCUAGAAGAGAAUGAUAACAUCCCCAAAUUUAUUUACAACUUUGCAUCUAUAGACACCAUAAAGAAUAUGAACACGGGUUCGCUAGUAGAUGUAAUAGGAGUGGUGUUCAGCUUCCAAGAAACCAUGCAGAUAUUGAUUAAAAAAACGGGACAGUAUAAAGAGAAGAGGGACCUCAUUCUGAUAGACGAUAGCAACGAAACUAUUAAUGUAACUCUGUGGGGGGAGCAUGCCUUGAAAGUUGAAGAAGACUGCCUCAGAGAUAACAGCAUCAUCUGCUUUAAGUACUUAAAGGUUGGAGAGUGGCAGGGCAAAAAACUAGAGUCACACCCCAAAACCAAAAUUGAUGUAAACCCAGAAAUUGACAGAGCCUACGUGCUACAAACCUGGUGGAGCAGCAACAAACAGAAUCUUUACCACUCGGUGAAUGUAAACACGAGUAGCUUCCACAUAGAGUUGCAAAAAACGAUUGAGGAAAUUAAAAAGGAUGUCAAUUUGGCAAAUGAAGAUGCCUUGUCUGGAAAAGGAAUCGUUUUUACAACCUUCGGCUUUAUAGACCAUAUUUAUAACUCCAUCCCUGUGUACUCGGCUUGCCCAGAUUGCAAUAAAAAAAUGAUUACCAACGUCGUGGAGGAGGAAGAAGACGACAUAAGCUCAUCCCAAAUGAUGGACCAAUCAAUGUACUGCGCCAAGUGCAACAAGAAUAACACCCCUGUGUAUAACUACUCUAUUAAUCUUAAAAUCACAGACAGCACGGACUCCUUGAGGGCCUCCGCCUUUGCGGGGUGCGCGCGUACCAUCAUGAAUGGCCUCUCCGCCGACGAAUUUAUGGCCCUCAGGCAGGAGUACGUCACGCAGGAAAAUAUUGAAAAUUUUGACCUCAUUGAGAAGGCCAAGCUGAAUGAGUUUUUUUUCCGCAUCAAGGCCUACAUGACUUCCCACAUGGACGAGCUCAAGAAGAACUACACCAUCAUCGAGAUCAUCCCGCUCAACAAGCUGCUCGUGGACAACUGCAGGUAUUUGGUCCGCGCCAUCCGCGCCCUCACGGAGAAGCGGUGA